GGACGAGAAAUAAAUAUUGGCAAUUUUAUUCUGGCAGUUUCUGCCGCAAUAGUGCAAAAAAACGAUGGCUAAUGCAAUAUUGAACCAAAUUUUCUUAUUUCUUUUGAUAUUACUUUGUUUCAUAGAGGCUGAAUGUCGGACAUGCUGGUAUAAUGGUUAUGGAUACACCAAAUAUUUUUACUGUGCCGUCAACCAGUAUUGCUGUGGACCUGCCUGUUGUCAGAGUGUCGUUUCAUUUUAUAGACUUUGGUAUUUUUGGUUAUGUAUAAUUAUGGUGCUAUUGUUCUGCUCUGGAGGUGGUUAUUGGUUCCGAAACAGAUAUGCCCAUCGUCCGUUUAUGAUGUCGGGUAGUGGAUCGACUGUCACCAAUAAUGGCAUUAGUGGAGGUAGCAGGGGCGUGGUCUUACAGACUGCACCAGAGCGAACAGCACAAAAUCAAACUUCACUUUACCCACAAGGCAACGUUCAGCCGACGCCUCCAGCCUAUACCGCCGAAGGCGCACCCUAUCAGACAUACCCGGCAUCUUACCAGUUUCAGUCAUUCGGGCCCCCACCAUCGUAUGACACUGUCUACGGAACAGGAGCUACUACCGGUAGUAAUAAUCAAAGUCAGGCCCAGCCGACACAGCCAGAGUCCAGCCAACCAUCACCACGACCAGCAAAUCAAAGCUAAGCUGCUGCAAGUUAAGAAUGGACAGUAAUCAAGUCACCUGUGAUGAACUAUUCUACCAUUGUUGAAAGGAAUUUCUUGUGCAAGUUUUAUGGACUCGAUUCAUGAGGGCAUCUCUGUUUAAAAAGGGACAACUUGGGCAUGAGAGAUGUUGGUUUUUCAAGCAAAAAUAAUCCUUUGAAUUUUGAUCUGCAACUUUUGUGAAGCAGCCUGAAGUAGACCUUAUGAUAUACUCGGGGUCACUGCAGAGGGAAUCUGAGCUGUACCAGCUUAGUUUUAUCGCUAUGGUUUGAAAUUGGGGGAUGAGUGCAAUAUGUGACAAAGGUUUCCCUUUUUGUGGGAAUGGGUGUUUGAUCUUUAGAAUAGAACACUCACAUUGCCGUUAGGACAUUGUUCUUGCACCAAUGCCGAAAUUCUUCUAAAAAUAUCAUGGCAAUAGUUUUUUACAAUCUUCAUACCUUUCAAACUAUUCCAGACAUCAUAAAAUCAUUUCAAAGUUUUCAGUCAAAUCACUUUUCCUUCAUUGCCAUAUUGGCUGAAUUUCAUAAAUAGUGAUCUUUAGUAUGGCAGAUGCAUGUGCAAUAACUGUUACGUUUGAUACAAUUAUGUAAUUGUAAUUCAUUUUUAUUCAGCUCUGUGUAAAAAAUGAGCACAAUAAUUUUCUGGUAUCUAGAAAUCGUUCAGUCGACAUCUAUUGUAAUCGUUGUUUUCAGUGACCCAUGUUAAUGUAUCUUGACCCUUCUUAUUUCUCAAUAGUCCAUGUCCCUUUAAUGGCGAUGCUACUUUGGCUUUUCGACAACAAGAUCUACAUAUUCAGUAUUCACAAUGAAUCUCACGUUUCUGUCAAAGCAUAUACCAUGUUAUUUGUAGCUUGAGGGCGAUGACUAUGCUUUAUUGGUUAUUCUGUAUUUCUGCAAUUCUGCUGUUACACUCAAGAGUGAAACAUGAUGCCUACUUAUAUUCACUCGGGCUUUUGUAUAGGACUGUGUUAUUUCAAAAACAGCCUACAGACCAAGUCCUGUGGUCUUCUGGCUGUCCGUUGUUUUCCCCUUGCCACAAUACUCUAGGCUGUUAAAAGUCUUAUCUUUUGUUACAGGUUGCAGUGUAUCUAUUGUACAUAUUCUCUACAAGAUCUAUGCCUUUACAUUUCCUUUGACUCAGGAUGUGCCAACUAAACUAUUAGAGACUUAUUAAGUCAUGUGGAACCAAUUACAUUCUUAUAAUUGGAUACAAUGUACAUUGUGUACUUUAGUUUAGGAAGCAGGUUGGAAAUCUAAAUUAUUUCCUGCUUGCUGUUCAUUUGAUUUGUCAUUUAUUUAUUAACGAUGAAAUUUGCUUCCUCUCUUGCUGAGUGGAUGUGUAUGUGUGAUAAUUGCAGUGCAUUUCCACACAAUUUCUCUUAUCUCAGUGUGUCAUUCAUAUGUUGGAAUUAUGAGGGCGAGAGGAUUCAAUUAUUCAUUAUGACAGUUAUAUCUAGGCCACAUCUGUUUGGCAUCACGAAUGUUCAUGACGAGCAUUGUGAAAUAUAUGAUGUACUUGAACUGUCUCCUAUAUCUUCAGUUUAAUACAGGGUGAACCGAAAAUGAAUCGGUUUAGCAAUGUUAACCCUUUAAGGUCUAGCGUGCGGAUGCAAAAUUGUUACCAUCAUGAAAGUUGCGGUUUUAGUGGGGUCUUUUUUGUUGCAAAGUGUCUCAAGUUUCUCACAAAGUGAGACAAGGAUGCUGCCUGAAGUGAUGUUACCACCUUAUUUGUCUCUAAAAUUGACCUAAAAUGCAGUUAAAUUGCAUUUGGAUUGAUUGUGUCUGUUAGUGACUGACUGUUGAGAUAUGGGCUGCUAGUCUUUAUUUAGGUGUCAUUGAUUGCUACAUGGACAGUCUUGUAUGUACUGUAAACCAUAUUUAGUAUUGUGCUAAUCCAGUUUUGUUGCUGAUUAUAAUAUGUUAGCCUUAUGCCUAGUCAUGACGAAUUAUGUAACCUAUUUAUGACAAUUUUGUCUCAUUUGCUUUUUACCUCUUAUUUCUUGAUCUGAGUUUUUCGGUGAUGGUAUUUUACGAUUAUUUGUUCUGUUUUGUUGUUUGUGUAGUAUUUAUUAUUUGAAGAGCUAGUAUUUAUUCGAGUUCACCAUUCAGUUUGAUCAUGUACCAGCUUAUGGAACCUAGCAUAUGUAUAUCCAUUCACUUCUGCCUUGGUGUGGGAGCUUUUAUGAUGCAAUUGAAUAGUAUUGGCAGGUGAGUUGAAAGACAUCACCAUUGCCAUCACUUUGUUGUUCUUCACCAGUAUUAAUUUGAGAGUAAUCAGAUAUAGCUAUAAAGCAGUGUUUCAUGGGAUAGAUGAACUUUGAUGGGGUAUACCAGUACACUUUUGGAGUACAUGAUUCCAUCCCUGACGAAUGUCAAUGAAAAAUGUACUAGGUGACAGCUGGAUUUUGCAAAGGAAGAUGCAUUUGGGGCUCCUGUACAGAUGGCCUACUAUACAUGUGUAGUAGGCCUACAUGUAUAUUUGACAGAUGAACCUGAACCGCCCGAAUGAUCUUGACAUAGUAUAAGCUGUAUUUAGUCAGUUUGCCCACGGGACUCAUAUAUUGUUUUGGCAUGAUAACGUAGAGAAUUUGGGAAAAAGAUGAAAUAUGUAUUCAAGUUUAUUACAUUCUUGUCAUAAUGCUUUUCACCUGUAUUACAACACUGUACAUGCUGUGUUGGUAAUUUAGACAUAAAUCAAAUCUAUUGACA
This is a messenger RNA of Lineus longissimus, 3399 nucleotides long. Its product is annotated as WW domain binding protein VOPP1-like. The record is from RefSeq and is a predicted model, not a curated record. Gene Ontology annotation, cellular component: cytoplasmic vesicle membrane. Lineage: Eukaryota; Metazoa; Nemertea; Pilidiophora; Heteronemertea; Lineidae. Bases 65 to 673 code for a protein of 202 amino acids. The transcript is spliced from 5 exons.